Magnolia sinica is the source of this 1269-nucleotide messenger RNA. Its product is annotated as patatin-like protein 2. The coding region runs from base 1 to 1191 and encodes 396 amino acids. Lineage: Eukaryota; Viridiplantae; Streptophyta; Magnoliopsida; Magnoliales; Magnoliaceae. Gene Ontology annotation, molecular function: monoacylglycerol lipase activity; glycerophospholipase activity. The transcript is spliced from 7 exons. Gene Ontology annotation, biological process: lipid metabolic process. The record is from RefSeq and is a predicted model, not a curated record.
AUGGUAGCAAUCCCGACAUCAACGGAUGGAUAUCUAAUCACCGUCCUUACAAUCGAUGGUGGAGGAAUAAGAGGCAUCAUCCCCGCGACCCUUCUUUCUUUCUUGGAGUCUCAACUUCAAGAACUGGACGGCGAGGAUGCAAGGAUAGCGGAUUAUUUUGAUGUGAUCGCAGGGACAAGCACGGGUGGUUUCAUAGCUGCCAUGCUCACGACCCCAGAUGAAGAUCAUCGCCCUCUUUACGCAGCUAAAGAAAUUGCACCUUUCUUGAUCGAUAACUCUCCUAAGAUAUUACCCCAACGCAGAGGGCUUGUCGGCUCAGCCGUAAGGAUUAUGAAAGAUCUAAUGGGACCCAGAUACAUAGGGAAACAUGCGAGAAAGCUGAUUCACAAAACGUUGGGACCCACAAGGAUCAGCGAUGCAUUAACGGACGUUGUUAUUCCAGCCUUUGAUAUCAAGCUGCUUCAGCCCACCAUCUUUUCCACAUCUGAGGCGAAAAUUGACAUGUCCAAGGAUGCAAUGCUAGCAGAUAUCUGCACUGCCACGUCUGCUGUGCCAACAUACCUUCCUGCACACUAUUUCGAAACUCAAGAUUCUCAAGGGAGGGUUAGAAGUUUCAACCUCAUCGGCGGAGGGGUGGUUGCAAAUAAUCCGGCAUUAUUGGCAAUGCGUCACGUGACAAGAGAGGUGUUUAAGAGAAACCCGGAUUUUUAUCCGGUGAAGCCCGUGGACUAUGGUAGAUUCCUGAUAAUCUCCUUAGGGUCUGGAAACAUGAAGAAUGACAAGAGAUACAAUGCUAGCAAUGCUGCUAAGUGGGGCCUACCUGGAUGGCUGAGAUCUAACGGAGGCGUUCCUUUGGUGGACACUUUUACUCGGGCUAGUGACUUCAUGGUCCACUUCCACAUCUCUGUUACUCUACAAGUUCUUGGUUCUCAAAGUAAUUACCUUCGGAUUCAGGAUGAUGAAUUAACAGGCGAUGCCGCUUCGCUCGAUAUAGCUACUGAAACAAACAUGGAAAAUCUAGUGAAGAUAGGUCAUGGACUCCUCCAAAAACCAUCCAAAAAUGGAGGAACCAAUGGGCAAGCCCUUAGCAGAUUUGCAAAAAUGUUGUCACAAGAAAGGAGAAUUCGCCGACGGAGUUUCUCGUCCAAAUUAAAUGAGACAAAUGAGCCGACGAAAAAUCCAUUGGAGUAGUUCAGUCAACCUUCUUUCUAAUUCAUUCUUUCAGUACUAUGUAUCUAUCAUGACCCAUUAUAAUAUUCAUUCUGUCAA